AUGCUACCCGUCAUCCACCUUGCGGUUUUCGCUAUCGCUUUCUGUUUAUCAACAGCAAGUGACAUCAAGUACGGUGGGUCUCCGAAAGCCGUCGGCCCUUGUAUCCUAAACAGAUGUCCACGUGGAUUCGAAUGCGACGAUGCUGAGUGUGUACCGGAUGUCAACCAAAUCGAAGAACUUGGACCGUGUGUCAACAAUCUUUGCCCAAAGACGUAUCAGUGCAACGACAACGUCUGCAUUCGGCCAAUACCAAAAGCACGUGAAGGCGCCGACCCGAUUGGUCCAUGUGUAAACGAUAAAUGCCCGGAUGGUCAUCUGUGUGUUUCGGACGAAUACAAGUGUUAUCCUAUGGAUUAA
Molecule: messenger RNA, 357 nt
Organism: Ostertagia ostertagi
Lineage: Eukaryota; Metazoa; Nematoda; Chromadorea; Rhabditida; Trichostrongylidae
Source: the annotation of a GenBank genome assembly